AUGGUAAUCCCGCCUCUCGAUGCCUUGAGUAUUGCUGCAGCUGUCGUCCAAUUCGUUGAUUUCUCAUGCCGAAUAAUUUCCAAGGGCAAUGAAUACCACAAAAGCAUCGACGGCUCUCUCGUCGAGAACAAAGAGCUCGAGGUAGUGGCGGCCAAUAUUCAAGAUCUGAGUGGCAGACUUCAUAGCACCCUCAGCUCCAAAGCCAAACGGGCCCUAAGGAAGAAUCUGAAUGGGCGGACUGCUCAAGAACAAGAUCAACCCCUCUCAUAUGAGGAGCAGGCAUUGCAGGCUGUGGUCGUAGACUGCCAGGGCUUCGCUGCAGAACUCUUGGAUGCGCUUGAGCGACUGAAACUGCGCGGCAAUAGCACCCGGUGGAAGAGCUUUCGACAGGCCUUCAAGACAAUAUGGGAGAAGGAGAAGAUCGAGGCGAUGCUGACGAAGCUCAGUCAGGCUCGUCAGCAGCUUGUGGUCAACCUGCUUGUCGUCCUCAGUACUCAUUCAGAGUCCGAAUUCAAUCAAAUCAAAGAGUCUAAUGCACGACUGGAGGCUACUCUGUUGGCCACCAUCAAAGACUCGGGAGCCAGUAUACAAAGGGAAAUCGCCAAAUUAUCUCUGGUGCCUAGCUGCAAUUCGAUUCAGCAGAAGGAAACCUUCAAAUCAACCUGGUCAGCGAGGAACGAGACCGACCUGUCUCGUAUGGCGUUGGCAUUGACGGCAGCGACGCGCCUAGACAGGGCGAACUCCAACAACACAAUGCUGCUUGACAGUCUAUAUUUUACCCAAAUUGCCGAGCGUAAAUCCAAUAUCCGCCAAGCGCACACCAGUACUUUCAAGUGGGUAUUCGAGCCGAGAGCAGAAUUUGAAGAUCGGUGGACUAAUCUCCCACGCUGGCUUGAUGGUACCGAGCCUGGUCAGAACGUGUACUGGAUCACUGGCAAGGCUGGUUCAGGAAAAAGUACGUUGAUGAGAUAUUUGUACGAAGCUACCGAGACUAAGGACCUCCUCAAUGCUUGGGCUGGCAACAGCAAACUGUUGACAGCAUGCUGCUUCUUCUGGAAUCCUGGGAACGAAAUCCAAAAGUCGCUGAAUGGCCUUUUGCGGACGUUAUUACACGAACUCCUCACACACAGCCCCAACUGUAUCAAAACAGUUGCGCCGUGGAGGUGGAGAUCAUUAGAUCUGGGGGCAAAAUUCCUGGAACCGUGGACAGAUGCCGAGCUUCUGAAUGUUCUGGAUGCCUUUUUCCGCGAUACUGCCAAGGACACCCGGAUCUGUUUGUUUGUCGACGGUUUGGACGAGUUUCACGGCACUGAUGAAACACGAGAGAAUCUAAUCGAAUUGCUCCAAAGUCUUGCGUCCAAUGAUAAUGCGAAGAUUUGCCUGUCGAGUCGUCCUUGGAAUAUAUUUGAGGAUGCGUUUGGCCGUGGACCCAUGCUUCGGCUCGAAGACUUAACGCGUCCAGAUAUUCGACAAUAUGUCAGUGAGAAGCUCACUCAGCACCGGCGGUUCGAAGUGCUCAAGCAAUUGUACGAGGAGGAGUGCAUCUCUCUAGUGGAUAACAUUGUUGAUAAGGCCUCAGGCGUCUUCUUGUGGGUUUACCUAGUAGUUCGGUCUUUGACGCAAGGUUUGCGAGAUGAAGACGGAAUAUCCGAUCUCACGAGACGGCUGGAACUGAUUCCCGCCGACCUUGAGCUCUACUUCGACCAGAUGCUGUCGACCAUUGACCCUUUCCAUCUUCCACGGUCAAGUGAACUUUUCCAGCUCACCAUGUGCACUGACCGUCGGCUGUCGCAGCUAACUCUCUCAUUUAUACACGAGGAUAAGCCAGAUGCCCUCGUCACUUUCCUCAGAAAAGACCGAGAAGCAGCAAUCUUACACGCAUACAACUCAACUAGCCGUCGAGUAAAUGCACUGAGCAAAGGCUUGCUGGAGGUCAACCGGACCGAUUCGACCAACCCCUAUUUCAUGUACGGUGUCGAUUUCCUUCACAGGACGGUGCGUGAUUUUCUGGCCAUGGACGAAGUCCGCCAAAAGCUGGAAAAGUACUCCAAGGGAGCAUUCCCAUGCCAGCUCCGUCUCUGCACCGCAGUCUUGGCUCAGAUACGAUCGUUGGGACCGAAUUUCGAAUCACUCACGGAUGCAGAAGCCUUUUUACGACUUCUAGACGAAUUCUUGUUUUAUGCUUCGGCCUUGGAGAUGACGAGAUCUAGGAUCCCGGAGGAAUUGUUCGCCGCACUGAGAGAACGACUAGAUCUGUUUGAUAUCAGUAAUGUCGUGAACAUAGCAGGUCUCCGCUCUCGGGAGGUGCAAGCUCUGGAUCUCAGGAACAACCUCAAAAUGUUCACUUCCGCACACUGGUCAGAAGGUGAUGCCGGGGACAAGAACAAUCAGCUCAGCUUUUUCAUCUCAACAGGGCUAUUCGACCCAGUGGCAGAUUUGAUUGGAAGCCACCCGGACGCCAUUUCAAAGAAGGAAGGUCGCCCCUUGCUCGACUAUGCCCUACGACGGGAUCGACAUGCAGCCAUUGAGCUCAAGUUGCCCAAUCUGCAGACGACGCGUUUCCUGCUUGAAAGUGGCGCAGAUCCGAAUCAGAUGUACAAUGAGCGUACUGUAUGGCAUGGUUUCCUAAGCUGGAUGAGAGACAAUCAGAAGAUUAUUUCGCCGUCGCAAAAGGCUUGGGCGGACGCGACCAAAUUGAUGAUCGAAUAUGGUGCAGAUGCUUUUCCAACGGUUGGAGCGUUUUUCCGCGAAAUAUUCGAUACCCAGACAGCGAAGGAGUUGAAUACAUUGCUCAGUGAGAGAGUUGCUGAGUCUGAAGCUGAAACUGAGACUAAAGAGGGGGAUUCUGAACUCUCCACCGCCGGCAUCUGGCUUCCUCGUUCUCGGUUGGAGAAGAAGAUGAAACUGAUGCCAGCAGAGAAGGGAGACCAGGGGAUUCUGGCUGGAUUUCGACAAAUGUUCACUUGGUCACAAUGGGGGUGA
Molecule: messenger RNA, 2982 nt
Organism: Exophiala spinifera
Lineage: Eukaryota; Fungi; Ascomycota; Eurotiomycetes; Chaetothyriales; Herpotrichiellaceae
Exons: 2
Coding region: 1-2982 (993 amino acids)
Source: RefSeq, a predicted model, not a curated record